GAUGGGGAGGGAAGAGGGAACGAAAGGGGAAAGCAAGACAAUCAGGCCUCCCAGCCCAACGCUUUGCACGCGUUCUGCUCGAAGCGUUAAGGCCGUGUGCAAAGCCCCCUUUUUUUUUUUUGCAUUUUUUUUUAUUUUUUAUUUUGAGUGUUGGGGUUUCGCGGUCUUUUGUCUUUCGUUCCGUCUGAAGCGUGUUGCCUCUCGUCGUUUGGUUUCGGCAUUUCGGCUCGACCUCCGCGCAAUCGUUCAGUCUACGGUCACUCGCCGAGUCAUCGAUCGUUAUGUCGGACAUUGCUUCAACUGCGAAGAAACGCAAGGCGAUCGACAUGGGCACGAAAUCUGCAAUCCUUCAGGAGCUGAGCGCAGGGGCGAAAAACGGCGAACUGUGCAAGAAAUAUGGCUUAUCGAAGUCCACCAUUUCGACGAUCGCCAAGGAAAAGGAGAAGAUCAUGGCAGCAAUGAGCAUGAAUGGUGACUGCAGUGCUCGAAAACGGCUGCGGCACGCCGCGUACAAAGACGUCGAAGACGCUCUCUUCAAGUGGUUUCUCGACGCAAGAACUAUGAACGUCCCCAUCAGCGGACCCCUGCUGCUUGGGAAAGCCAGGGACUUCGCGUUUCUCCUGAAUUUCACAGAGUUCAGCCCUGGAAACGGAUGGCUCCAUCGCUUCAAGGAGCGCCACGGGAUUGUUUACAAGUCCAUCGUCGGGGAAGGGGCAUCCGUGGACAUAGAGAGAGCGGAGCAGUGGCUUGCUGACAACCUGGACGAGAUCUACAGCUACAGUGAGCGAGAUGUCUACAACGCGGAUGAAACUGCGUUGUUUUACCAGAUGAGGCCUGUGCGUACGCACGCGUUAAAGGGCGACAAAUGCGUCGGUGGGAAGCACAGCAAGGUGCGGAUAACUGUGCUCCUGUGCUGUAAUGUAGACGGCAGCGACAGGCGCUUGCCGUUUGUGAUUGGAACGGCGAAGAAACCGCGCUGUUUCACCAACCCCCUGCCCGUACGGUACCGAGACAGUGCCAAGGCUUGGAUGACUCGGCAACUCUUUGCCGAAUGGCUCACGGAGCUUGACAAUGCCAUGGUCAAGCAAAAACGAAAGAUCCUGUUGAUCCUGGAUAAUUGCUCAGCUCAUCAUGUGAACCCACAGCUGAAUGCUGUGACUUUGAUGUUCCUCCCUCCGAACGCCACUGCCAAGCUCCAACCCCUCGACAUGGGGAUCAUCAGAAAUUUCAAAGUGUGCUACCGCCGCCGCGUCAUCGAAAGGCUGCUCAUCGCAAUCGGCCGACCAAGUGCGCGAGGGCCUCAGCUGACAAUUUCUCUCAUGAACGCAGUGGAAAUGCUGAAAGCCUCCUGGAUGGAAGUCAGGUCUGGCAGCAUCAAGAACUGCUUUCGAAAAGCUGGGAUUUCGUUUUCUCCUGCGGAGCAAUCUCCUGCGGAAGCAAGCCAAGACGAUGCGCAAAGCAUCGACUCGACCCUGUGGACCCAAGCCGUUGCUGCUAGUCUGACAGAGGAAGGGCAGACGUGGGACGACUUCGUUGACGCCGACGAAGAUGUCAUCGUCUCGGAGUGCGCCUCCGAUGAAGCUAUCGUGCGGGAGGUGCGGCAGGACAUCGCGGCGUCCGACGACGAAGAGGACGACGAAGACGACGUCGGCGAUGGGGUUGCUCCCUCACCUCCGGUUUCGACAGCGACGGCUUUGGGGCACAUAGCUUCGUUGAAGCAGCUGGUGUACGCACGGGGACUGAGCGAUGUUCACAUCGAUCAGCUGAGCAACCUGGAGAGCGCUAUAAUUGGAUCUGCACUGCGGAAGCAAACAGCGAUUACGGACUUCCUUGAAUAAACGCCAUGCACAUCGAUCGCAGGUGUUGCGCUUUCCAAUCCGUGCCGUGCAUACUUAUUUAUCUUGAAUUUUAAGGGUAAGUCCAUUUAUAACGAACUUCUCUUUGAGCGAACGCGUUUCGUGUUGUAGAAGGGUUCGUUGUAAGCGGGCUCG
This is a messenger RNA of Ixodes scapularis (black-legged tick), 1991 nucleotides long. RefSeq names its product tigger transposable element-derived protein 6-like. Gene Ontology annotation, molecular function: DNA binding. The transcript has a single exon. Bases 282 to 1838 code for a protein of 518 amino acids. NCBI's taxonomy places the organism in Eukaryota, Metazoa, Arthropoda, Arachnida, Ixodida, Ixodidae. The record is from RefSeq and is a predicted model, not a curated record. Gene Ontology annotation, cellular component: nucleus.